AUGCCCGCCCGCAGAGGAGGCAGCAGACGCGACAGCCGCAGUAGGCGGAGCCCCAGCUACAAGCGCAGAAGCCCCAGCUACAGGCGGGAGGACCGGCGAGGAGGCCGAAGCGGGGCGCGCCGGGGAAGCCGAAGCCGAAGCGGAGGUCGUGGGGGCAGCAGGUAUAGCCCUCCGCCUCGCCGCACCCCACCUCCCCGGGGCCGCACUCGCAGCCGCAGCCGACGUGAGCGGGAGGAGCAGAGGCGCCGAGAGGCCGAGAAGAAGAAGAUGGAGAAGCGUAUCCCGCCCCCCGCCGUCCGAGGCCCAGAUAAGCCGCAAAUCACGGAGGAGCACAAGGCUAACUCGGUGGAGUUCAACGGCCGCUACUACGCAACUAUCGACUUCACGCCCCCCAACUCCGGUGGAGACUCCGCGGGUCAGAAGACACGCAUUCAGAUGCCCUACGGCUGGGAGGUUGCCGACAUCACCGACGACGUCCGGGACGCGGUUGUGAAGCUUUACACCUUCGGCACAGACAUGGUGGUGGGAGAGGGCGGCAAGGCCUUCCACACAGCGCCACGGCUGCCUCUGGGAGGUUUUAAAGUUGGGUUGGGAAGCCGUGGCUUUGUGGGUUGCCAUGGAACCAGGGUUUGGUUUAGGGUGUAG
Molecule: messenger RNA, 645 nt
Organism: Symbiodinium natans
Lineage: Eukaryota; Dinophyceae; Suessiales; Symbiodiniaceae
Source: the annotation of a GenBank genome assembly